Messenger RNA from Cylindrotheca closterium, 735 nucleotides. The record is from the annotation of a GenBank genome assembly. NCBI's taxonomy places the organism in Eukaryota, Bacillariophyta, Bacillariophyceae, Bacillariales, Bacillariaceae.
AUGAUGACACGGUUUAUGACCAUCCUAUCGCUCGUGACCUUCCUGGUAAUAGGUCUUGGAAAUCCCGCAAAGGCUGAUUGCACUGGAUGCACCGACAACGGAUGCACUUGCAUUGGAUCCAUUGGUCAGGGCUGUGAUCAGUCAAAUUGCACCAUUGCGGCAAGAUGUGAUGCAGGUGGAUGCAAUCAAGACGGUACAAUGAACCCAGACUGCUGUUUCGGAUAUUGUUCUCAAGUCAACGCAACGGGACCAACUUGUAUUGCCGGCCACUGCAAUCAAGACGGUGCCACAAAUGGCCCUGUGUGUACUGGUGGGGAUUGUUCUCAAGUGGGCGCGGAAAAUCCUGUUUGCACAGGUGGAAAGUGCGAUCAGAGCAAUUCGGUUUCGCCCAUGUGCACGGGUGGUAGCUGUACUCAGACAAAUGCUCGUGGUGAAGCAGACUGUGUUAGGGGAUCGUGCAACACUGCUGGAGCAGAAACUGUCAGUUGUCUCGGUGGCAGCUGUUGCCUAGAUGGAACAGAAACAUCAGUCUCUUGUGUGGGAGAAGGUUGUAAUGCCGAUGCAACGAGUUGUAAUGAAACCGGUUGUGGCGGUUCUCCAUGCGACAGCACCUCGAUGCCAUCCGAUGGGGGACCAGUGCAAUGUUCUCAGGACAGUGGUGUCUCCGUAAAUGCCAAUCAAGCGUUGAAAUUACUCCUGGCACCUAUCUUUCUCAUAGUGAUACUAUGCAAAUAA